AUGAAAGGUUUGGUUUCAUUGAAUCAAAAUCGAAGUCGAUUUCUAGAGAAUCCUGGCUGGCUUGAUAUUGAAGCAACUAAGAAGAUAACUGACAACAAUGGUAACUUUGAUGUGUCAAUACCUCUUUCAAUGAUUUUAGGAUUUACUGAAGACUAUCACAAAAUUGUUGUGAAUGUAAAGAAUGAAAUUAUUCUUACUCGAUCAAGAGAUAAUUUAAACGCAGUCAUGAAAGAUACUGAAGAGAUGGAUUCCUUAAAGUAUUGUUAUGACGAAGGUGUCGAAUUGAUAACAGAUGCUUAUUAUUAUGAAUAUUCGGAGAAAGAUUGCAGAAGAAUCCAAUACUCCAUAGCCUUGUUGAAAGGUCUUUGGUAUAUGAAAGAUUACCAGAAGACUAUUGGUCAUGGAAAUGGUUAUAUUCAUGAUUUUAAACUAGAUGAUAUUCCAAGUGCUAUUCAAAGUAAAUUAGCUACAGAAAUAUUGACGAAUAUUCAUUAUUCAAUAAACAAGGUUUUUUUCAAAUAUAUGGCUGAAUGUGUUGAAGCCACGAUGACUGAUAACAGGGACAACCAAUGUCAGGUAGUUAGAUAUGUUUCUUACCAUGGACGUAGGAUAGUGGAAAUGGAUAAGUUAGCAAAGGAUUUAUGGUGUAAAUCAUGUAAAGUUCCCAUAAGUCUAGCACAUCUGGUGGAGGAAAAGAAAAAAGGUCUAGCGAGCCAGCUAUUCAUUCAGUGCUUUUCCUGUAAAGCCAUACAGUGUGUAGAAACCAGUUCUAAAAGUUGUAAAUAUUAUUAUGACUCCAACUUGAAAUUAGCUAUGGGUAUGUUAGAUAGCGGCGAAGGAGAAAGUGGAGUGAAUACAAUGUUGUCUGCGCUGAACGUACCACCAGUCAACAAGAAUUCUCUCAAACGUUAUGAACGAGUAGUGGGCCCAGCUAUAGAUAAAGUUGCUAAUGAGUCAUGCAUCAAAGCUAUCCAAGAAGAGAAAAGAUUAACACUCCAACAUGAAGAAAACAAUAAUAAUGAAAGUACAGUUAACAACAACAAUGUCACAGAUUUGACUAGAUCAUUCGAUGCAGCUUGGACCAAAAAAGGACGCCAACACAAUAGUUUGAGUGAUAUGGCAGUAGAAUUGAUUUUAAAAAAUGAUAAUUUGGUGAAUAAUAAAUGUAGAAUUAAAACAGUGAUUGGAGACGAUGAUUCAUCUGCUGUUGCAGCUUUAAGAAGACUGUCGCCUUAUGCUAUUACUAAAUGGUCGGAUUACAAUCAUGUUAAAAAAACUUUUAACAGUAAGUUGUAUGAUAUAAAAUUAAACCCAACUCUUACAGAGUAUUUUUCAAAGUCUUUCGCUCUUGCUAUUAAGCAAAAUCAAGGUAACGCAGAUAAAGUGAAAAAAUCAUUAGAAAAUAUCAUACCUCAUGGGUUUGGUGAGCAUGACAAUUGUGGAUCAUUUUGUAAUAAAAAAGAUGAAUCAUCUACUUACACUUAUUUUAAAAAUGGUGAACCUCUAUCAAAUAAUGCUUUAAGAGAAAAAUUAGAGAAGAUCAUUCAACCUUUCAUAAACAGCUCUUCCCAAAUUGCUCCAUGUGCUUCAAGUCAAGUAAACGAAUCGUUUAAUAAUAUUGUUUGUUCGAAGCAUCCAAAAUCUAGAUUUUAUGGAGGAUCAGAAAGUCACUGCUAUCGCGUUGCAUUAGCAGUAUGUCAAAAAAAUAUUGGCUACGAAUUUCCAGUUGAAGUUAAUAAAAUUUUGAAUUUAUCUCCUGGUAAACAUAUAUCAAACUAUCGGAAAAAGAAACAAUUGCAUGAAUCUGAAAUUCGAUCGAGAAAUAGUACUGUUCCAGCAAAAAAAAGACGACUUGAACUGAAGAGAGAGAGAUCAGCCAAGAAUAGUGUAAUAGAGAACAAAGAAGGCUUGUCGUAUGAGUCUGGUUCAGGAUAUCUGAAUACCUCAGAUUUAAUCGAUGAAACAUCAAUAAUGAGAGAUGACGUUGACUUUAAAGAUUGUGCAAUAAUUAUUUUCGAUUUAGAAACAACUGGCCGUCAUGCAGCAGCUGAAAUUGUUCAGAUUGGAGCAAUAAGCGGCGAUGCUGAAUUUGAAGUGUAUAUGAUGCCUAAAGGAAAUAUGACUUUCGAAGCUUCAGAAGUAAAUGGUAUCAAAAUAUGUGAUGAUAAAAUGUAUUAUUUUGAUCAAGAAGUAAUAACUUCUUCUCAACGAGAUGGUUUUUUAAGCUUCCUUUAUUUUUUGAAACGUCAAGGAAAACCAUGCAUUUUACUUGCACACAAUGGAUUCAGGUUUGACGCACAGAAGCUCAUUAACUGUGCAAAAACUUCAGGUCUUUUGACAGAAAUGAUGAUGUUUGUUAAAGGUUUCUGUGAUAGCUUACCUAUUUUUAAAUUAUUGCUACCGGCGAGAGUCAAAUCUAAAUUAAGUUUCAAGCAAGAAAAAUUAGCCAAAGAAUAUUUAUAUAAAAAGGAUAUUAAAAUUUCGCACAAUGCUCUUAAUGAUGUGAUAAAUGUACAACAAUUAGUAGAAAAAUUAUUAGGAAAAUUACGAUUGCCUAUUUCUAAAUGUAUCAUGAGCAAGAUAGCUAAAUCAGGCAUAGAUAGAAAUUUAUUAGAAAAGACAUAUGAAACUAACGGUUAUGAAGGAUUAAGUGUAUUAUUAGGUGAAAACGUUACCAAAAGUAAAAAAAUUAUUACAAGUAUUGCUGCAGCUUUAAAGAAAUAA
This is a messenger RNA of Phymastichus coffea, 2724 nucleotides long. RefSeq lists its product as uncharacterized. NCBI's taxonomy places the organism in Eukaryota, Metazoa, Arthropoda, Insecta, Hymenoptera, Eulophidae. Gene Ontology annotation, biological process: DNA catabolic process. The record is from RefSeq and is a predicted model, not a curated record. The transcript has 10 exons. Gene Ontology annotation, cellular component: cytoplasm. Bases 1 to 2724 code for a protein of 907 amino acids. Gene Ontology annotation, molecular function: 3'-5'-DNA exonuclease activity; nucleic acid binding.